Messenger RNA from Paramecium tetraurelia, 5397 nucleotides. RefSeq lists its product as uncharacterized. Gene Ontology annotation, molecular function: protein binding. Lineage: Eukaryota; Ciliophora; Oligohymenophorea; Peniculida; Parameciidae. The record is from RefSeq and is a predicted model, not a curated record. The transcript has a single exon.
AUGAUCCCGUUUGUUUUAGGAUGCAAUUUUCAGUGCUCUACUUGUGAUCCAUACGACAAUGAGAAAUGUUUGAGUUGUCCUCCAACUCGAAUGUUAGUUGAUGAUAAAUGCAUUUGUCAAGAGCAUUACCAAGAACUACAAAGUAAUUUGAAAAGCAAAGGUUGCUUUAAGUGCAAUCAGAAUUGCAUCACAUGUAGCUAUGAGAAUCCAAAUAAAUGCACAAGCUGUGGUGAGGCAUCAUAUAAUAGAAUAUUAUUGUAUAAUAGAUGCGAAUGUGUAUAGGGAUAUUAUGAAACCCAGUCUCAAUACAAUUGUAUUCAAAUUCUUGAUACCAAAAUAUUUGAUUUCAAAUAGAAGAUAUCUAAAGAUGGUAAUCCUUAAAAGAGUUAAUUGUAGCAACUGAAAUCAAGUGAUAGUUCAUUAAGUACUCUUUUAAUAGAAACCAUAAAUGCUUCUUUUAUUUAUGAUCCAGCUAAAAAAGACACGCAAACAAAAAUAUCAAUUUCUUAAUUGAUCAAGGGUGAAUCUUAAAUAAUAUCAGGCAAAGGAACCUUGGAUGGGGAAUAUUUUUCAUAUGUUCAUCAGAACCUGUUUGUUUUGGCUGUGAAAUAAUACUCCUACCCUCAAGGAUUGAAAUGGGAUGUUGAUUUUGAUUAAUUUACAUCCUAAUCAUUUCAAAGAGUAGUCAAUGGAAAACAGUAUUAGUUUAUUAUCUUCCAACAAGUUAAGGACAACGACAAAUUACAUGUUUAUAUAGUGUUCACAGAUGGUCUGGCAAUCGUUAAGAAUAGAAGAAUCUUGGAAUCAAACAGGUUUUUAUCAGAACAUAUCCUAUACAUGUAAUAUUUCAGUCUGAUAGUUUAUAAAUCAGAUUCAAUAUUAGGCAAUCCUGAUUUGAAUAAAAUAAUCAAUAAUUACCUUGCUUUGUUGGAGGUUUGUUCAGAUUGUGAAGAUUGCGAAUUCGACAAUGAUGGGAAUGGGAAGUGUAAAAAAUGCAUGAACGAUUUCUCAUACAAUGAAUAGCUGAAAAAAUGCGAAUGCUUAUACACUCUAGAUGCGAGUGGGAAAUGCUUUAAAAAGUGCAAGAAUUCCAAUUGUAUAGGUUGCGUUGAUAAUGUCUGCAUCAAAUGUUCAGAUAUAUCAUAGAACUCCUGUGUAGAAUGUGAUCAUGGCUAUUAUUCUGAUGGUGAAUUUUGUAACAAAUGUGAUGCAAAGUGCAAAACCUGUUCGUCUGCUAAUGAUUGUAUUGAUUGUGCAAACACCUAUUACAUGGACAAUUCGAUAUGUGUUGAGUGCCAAUCUCCUUGUAAGGAUUGUUUAUCACUCUCGCUAUGCAAUUCUUGUGUUAGUGGAUAUUAUCAUUCCGAUAACAGGUGUGAUUUAUGUUCUUUAGCUAUGAGCAAGUGUAUGUAGUGUGACAAUUAAACGAAAUGCAGCAAAUGUGAAGUAGGCUAUUACCUAGAUACAUCUUCAUUUCAGUGUUUAGAAUGUGCAUAGAAAUGUAAGAAAUGCACAUCUUUUUCUUAUUGCACUCAGUGCUAGGAUGGUAAUUAUUUAGAGGAAACUAUAAUUGGUGUUUAGGCAAAUUGCAAUAAUUAUUGCCCUUAGAAUUGCACAAAAUGCAAAAAUUCAAGCUAAUGUACAUCUUGUGUGGCAGGAUAUUUUGAAAAGAAUUACACAUGUUAGAAAUGCGAUUCAAGUUGCAAAACCUGUUAUGAUAAACCAAAUGAAUGUUAUUCUUGUUAAUCUGGAAAAGUGUUGAUUGACAAGUCUUGUAUAGUGUGCAAAUCUCCCUGUUUAACUUGUGAUAUCACAGAUGAGACAUGCACGAGUUGUGUCGAUGAUACCAAUUAUUUGGAUGCGUAUAAUAAGUGUAAUAAAUGUGCAACACCAUGUAAGACAUGCACAUCCAAAGAACACUGUUUGAGUUGCCUAGAUGGAUAUGAAUACGAUGCACUUAACAAGAGAUGCAUGUUUAUGGAUCCUACAACAGUGAAUUCCACAACAUGUAUAAGUGGAUAUGCAAAAACUAUGACUUCGUGUUUAGCAUGUCCUCAAGAAUGCGAGUAGAAUUGUACAAUUGUAAGUGGAACACCAGUAUGCAAUCAAUGUAGUGUUGGUUACUAUAUUUCGAGUUCAUCAGUUUGUUAGACAUGUCAGUCCCCUUGUUUUACUUGUUAUGAUUCAACUUAGUGUAAGGAGUGUUUGCCAUAUUAUUAUUUGAAUGCCAACAAAUGUUAUACAUGCAAACAAGUGAAUUGCAUCUAAUGCACUGACAAUAAUUGUCUUGCUUGUGAUAAAGGUUAUUAAUUAGUAAAUAAUUCGUGCAUAUCUUGUUCAUCAUCUUCAGUAACAUGUUGUCAGAAGGGAGAGUAUGGUUAAAAUUGUAAUCAAUGCAAUAUUGCAUGUACUGAUUGUUUUGGACCCAAUGAUAAUCAGUGUUUUGAAUGCUAAAAGGGUUAUUAUUUCAAUGAUUAAACUAAAUAAUGUAAGAAAUGUAAAAACCCCUCUUGUUUAGAAUGCUCAGAUUAUAGUACUUGUUUAACAUGUGCAGAUACUUCAUAUCUUAGUGGGCAUUAAUGUGUGAAUUGUACAUAUCCAUGCAAAUCUUGUACUUCAACUUCAUGUUCCUCUUGUGUUGAUGGGUAUUACAUGGAUUUGAAUAAUUCAUGCUAAAUUUGUUCUGCUGAUUGUAACACCUGCAACAACAGUAAUUCCUAUUGUACUUCUUGUAAAAUGGGCUAUUACUUAUAGAAUAAUGCAUGUUAUCAAUGUGAUGCGAAUUGUAUUGAAUGUAAUUCACUCAAUGAAUGUACCAAAUGCAAAUCUCAAUACACGUCAACUAUUGAUAAGAAAUGUUAAUUGAAUAUUUGUAGCCAUUCCCUUUGCUCACUUUGUUAUUCUUAGGAUACUUGUGCUAGUUGUGCAAUUACUUCAUAUGUGUCGAAUAAUACUUGUUAAUUAUGUGAUGAUAAUUGCAAAUCUUGUGAUAACAAUGCAAAUACUUGUACAUCCUGUGAGAAUGGGAUGUAUUUGGAUGCAUCCACCCAAACUUGCAAAUAAUGUGCUUUGCAAUGUUUGACCUGUUAAAUAUCAAGCACUAAUUGCCUUUCCUGCCAAAAUCAAUAUUUUAAAAUAAAUAAUGAUUGCUAGAAAUGCAGUAUUCUUUGUAAGACAUGUGAGAAUACACCUAAUAACUGCACAAGUUGUACAAGUGACAAAUACCUUUCUGGUUCAGAGUGUCUUUCCUGCUCUCUCGUAAAGGUUGGAUGUAAAAGUUGCACCAAUUCUAACCUUUGUACAAGUUGUGUCGAAGGAUAUUAUUUUGCUAAUAACACAUGUACAAAUUGCUCACCAGAAUGCUCAGCUUGUUCAUCUGCAACAAUCUGCACAUCAUGUUCAGCAAAUGCUUAUAAGUAUAAUGACACAACUUGUAAAGUCUGUCCAGGUGGUUGUACCUCCUGCACGUAUGAUGGCACUAAAAUUAGUUGUUAAUCAUGUGUUUAAAGGUACUUUAAGUACUAAGAUCAAUGUCUUCCAUGCAAACCACAAUGUCUUAGUUGUGAAGGUGAUGAAAAUAACUGCACAAUCUGUUAAAGCAAUGAUGGCAUCAAUACCAAUCAACCAUGCUAAAUAUGCGAGGCUCUCAAUUGUAAGGAAUGCUCGAAAUCAAAUAAUAAAACCUGUGACAAAUGCAUGCCUGAUUACGAGAACAUCUCUAAUCAGUGUGUACUAUGCACCGAUAAUUGUAGAUGUAAUAAUGGGUAUUAUUAUGAUUGGGAUCUACGUAAAUGCAUGAUAUGUGAUUCUUCUUGCAAUAACUGUAAGUAUAGUCCUACUAAAUGUACAGGAUGCACUUCAUAAUAGUAUUUAACAGAUAACAAGUGUCUCAAUUGCUCAAGCCCUUGUCAAUCUUGUACAAGUCAAACAUCAUGUACAAGUUGCAUUACUGGAUUUUACUUAAACAAUCAUCAAUGUCAAUCUUGUUCACCUCCUUGCACUUUGUGUAAUAAUAACUAUUGCAGAUCAUGUUAGGAUGGCUACUUCUUGGAUUCCUCUUCUCAGUGUUAAUCUUGUAGGAGUCCUUGUGGUACUUGCUCUUCUCUCACAAACUGUUAUUCGUGUAUUUCAUCUCGCUAUUUCUUAAAAGAGAAUCAAUGUUAAAAUUGCGAUCCACUCUGUAAGGAAUGUGAUGAGAUUGGAUGUACCAAAUGCAAUGCAGGAUAUUAUCUCAAAGAUAGCACUUGUAUAAGAUGCUCUGAUAAUUGUUUGGAAUGCAAUGAAGAAAAGUGUAUUAAAUGCAUUACACCCUAUGUACCUGAACAGAACAUUUGUGUUACUUGCUAGCCUAAUUGUAAAUUUUGUAACAGUGAAAUGUGUCUGGGCUGUCAAGAGGCUUACUAUUUAAAAGAUGGAGAGUGUCAUCCAUGCCAAUAAAACUGUACUUCGUGUACAGUAAACUAAUGUACUAAAUGCAAUCCGAAAUUCUACAUUUAAAAUUCGGCAUGCAUCCCUUGCAAAUCAAAUUGUUAAUAUUGUGAUUCGUAAACCUGUCAAUAAUGUGAUGAUGGGUAUUAUCCUUUGUAUCAAGAAUGUCGUAAAUGUGAAGACAAUUGUGUAUUAUGCACUUCAGACUUUUGUUUAACUUGUAAAGAUGGUUAUUAUUCUGGGGGGAAAUCAUGUAAUAAAUGUCAAACACCUUGUCUCAAUUGUGCUGCAGUUGACUAUUGUUCCACUUGCAUUUAAUAAUAUUACUUAAGUUCUGAUAAUAAAUGUAUGACUUGUCAAGAAGGAUGUCAACAAUGUACUAAUGAUUAAAAUUGUACACUCUGUGUAUAAGGUUAUUACCUAGAAGUUACUCCCAUAAAUAAGUGUACAAAAUGUAAUGUACUUAAUUGCACCAGUUGUCAACAUUAAGAUUAAUGCAAUUCCUGCAUAGACAGUUACUUUUUAAAGGAUAAUCUAUGUGAACCCUGUUCAUCUGGAUGUCUUAAAUGCAUUAUUUCUAGCAAUCCUGAAAUUGAACCAUCCACUUGUUUAGAAUGUGAUUAAAAUAUUGCUAAUUAUGAUCGAUUGGAAAAUGGCAGAUGUAUUCUAUAUAGCAUUUGCAAUGAAAUACAAAUGUUCUAAAAUGAAUAAGGUGUGUGCGAAAAAUGCAUAGAUAAUUGUUUAAACUGCUCGUCUAAUGAUUCCUGCAAUUUGUGUUCUUUAUCCUAUUCGUAUAAUCCAGAUUCAUAGACUUGUGAUUAAAAUCCUCCUGAGAAGCCGAAUUCACCCACAAUUCCAAUUGCUAUCGCAGUUUCAAUUACAUCCAUAUUAACUAUAAGUAUUGGAGCUUACUUUUGGAGAUAAAAUAAAUUGAAUCCCUCGAAUCCAAUAAUUGGAUAUCUAGAUUGA